AUCCUAUCCUCCUCACUCACACACUACACCAUUCACAUCUUUUUCCCUCUCCUCUCCGGCGUACUGGCACAGGAACCUGCUUCCUUUUUCUCUUUGUUUCUCCCUCUGUCUCCGUGACCAGCAAUGGCCUUGGAGACAUGCCUCAGAGGCUGGGCCCUGCACGCGCCCCAGGCUGGCAUCAGGGAACGGCUUAGCAGUGGCAGCUACGCGCCAUCCCGGCCAAGGACCGCCGCCCCCGCCGUCGUCUCGCCGUCCCCAUACAAGUACGCUCUGGUGGCGGCACGGCGGCCGUCUCGCUUCGUCUGCAAGUGCAAGAACGUCGUCGACGAAGUGAUUGUGGCUGACGAGAAGAAUUGGGAUAACAUGGUGAUCGCGUGCGAGUCGCCGGUGCUGGUGGAGUUCUGGGCGCCAUGGUGCGGGCCGUGCCGGAUGAUUGCCCCGGUGAUCGACGAACUGGCAAAGGACUACGUGGGCAAGAUCAAGUGCUGCAAGGUGAACACGGACGACUGCCCAAACAUCGCAUCCACCUACGGCAUCCGGAGCAUCCCCACCGUGCUCAUGUUCAAGGACGGCGAGAAGAAGGAGAGCGUCAUCGGCGCCGUCCCGAAGACCACCCUCUGCACCAUCAUCGACAAGUACAUCGGCAGCUAAUUAAUCAUUCUUAAUUAGCGAUUAAUCGAGGACGCACACACCAUUACUGUUCUGUUCGCCAGACAGUAUAUAUGUAUGUAUAUGAUGCUCGUAUACGAUCCACCGGUCAGUUGACUUGUACUACUUUUAAUUCAGAUGCAAAUCGAAAAUGAUUUAUUCGGGCGCACGUCAGUAAA
Molecule: messenger RNA, 827 nt
Organism: Aegilops tauschii subsp. strangulata
Lineage: Eukaryota; Viridiplantae; Streptophyta; Magnoliopsida; Poales; Poaceae
Product: thioredoxin M-type, chloroplastic
Cellular component (GO): cytoplasm
Molecular function (GO): protein-disulfide reductase activity
Source: RefSeq, a predicted model, not a curated record